Messenger RNA from Lethenteron reissneri (Far Eastern brook lamprey), 3975 nucleotides. RefSeq names its product LSM14A mRNA processing body assembly factor (gene LSM14A). Gene Ontology annotation, biological process: P-body assembly; cytoplasmic stress granule assembly. Gene Ontology annotation, cellular component: P-body. NCBI's taxonomy places the organism in Eukaryota, Metazoa, Chordata, Hyperoartia, Petromyzontiformes, Petromyzontidae. The record is from RefSeq and is a predicted model, not a curated record. Gene Ontology annotation, molecular function: mRNA binding.
CUCUCCGCGGCCAUUUUUUAGUGGGGGGAGAUUUUUGUUUUCCGCUCUCCACGGACGCCGCGGGGCUCCCGCGGCGGCGGCGGCGCCAUGAGCGGAGAGACGCCGUACAUCGGCAGCAAGAUCAGCCUCAUCUCCAAGGCGGAGAUACGCUACGAGGGCAUCCUCUACACCAUCGACACCGAGAACUCCACCGUCGCGCUCGCCAAAGUCCGCUCGUUUGGCACGGAGGACCGGCCCACGGAGCGCCCAGUCGCGCCCCGCGAUGAGAUCUUUGAGUACAUCGUGUUCCGCGGCAGCGACAUCAAGGACAUCACGGUGCGCGAGCCGCCCAAGCCCCAGCGCACGCUGCCCCAGGACCCCGCCAUCGUGCAGUCUUCCCUAGGCUCGGUCGCCCCAAGGUUCCAGUCGUCCAGCUCCUAUGGGCCUUUUAGCGGCAUGGCCCCAUACGGCCAGCUGGGGCCCGGAUCCUUCAUGGGCCCCCCCUACGGCUCGCUCGGCUUGGGAAGCGGUCUCUCUCCCCUCGCGCAAAACUCGACUCUGUCGGGGAUGCAGCCACCGCGAGGCGGGGCCUUCGGGGAGACGAGCUUCACGCCAGACUUCCUGUCCCCGACGAGCCUCUUGCCCUCGCAGGACGUCCCGCGAGCGGUGUCGCCCCCUGGAGGCCUCGGUGGCAAGCCUACGCCGGAGCGCGCGGCGAGCGAGAAACCGCUGACUUCUACCGCCGUGGGCGACCGGCGACCGAGCCAACAAGCCAAGGCUCCCGGCGUGCCACCUGCGCAUAGGCCCGGCACCGCUAAUGAUGCCAGGAAGGGCGGCGGAGUGCCAGGACCCGUCGACAGGCACAUGGAUGGGCACAAGCCAGAGCGGACGGAUGACCGGGGCCAGACAUUCCGGAGGCGAGGUGGUGGUUACCGGCCACCAGUGGGCCCUACAUCACCAAUUGGCGGUGUCGGCGGUGUCGGCGGUGUCGGCGGUGUCGGCGGUGUCGGCGGUGUUGGCGGUGUUGGCGGUGUCGGCGGUGGCGGCGGCGGCGGUAGAGGUGGCGAAGGUGGCAGAGGUGGCGGAGGCGGUUAUCCGGGUCGUGCAGGGCCCCCCCGGCGCGGCCGGGAUGGUUUCCGAGGCCGCGGCCGCAUUGGGGGUGGCCGCAAGGAGCAGCCGAUGAAGUUUGAAGGGGACUUCGACUUUGAGAGCGCCAACGCACAGUUCAACAAGGAGGAGCUAGAGAAGGAGUUCCAGGACAAGCUCAAGCUCAAAGACGACCGCGGGGGGGAGAAGGUGGUGAACGGCGAGGACAAGGAGGGCGGCGCAGAGACGCAGUCGCACGAGGACGACAGCGCCUACUACGACAAGACCAAGUCGUUCUUCGACAACAUCUCACGCGAGAGCGACCCAAGGGAGCGGCGCUCGACGUGGGCGGACGAGCGGCGCAUGAACGUCGAGACGUUCGGGGUCUCCUGCAGCCGGGGUCGGGGCGGCUACUACCGCGGGCGCGGUUUCCACCGCGGAGGCUUCGGCUACGGUGGCGGUUACUACCGCGGCGCGCGGGGGUCCUUCCGAGGGGCGACUGGGAACCCCCGGGGAGGCGUGGUGCGGGAGUUCGGGUACCGAGGAGGCCGCGGAGGAGGGCGGCUGUGGUCCGAGAUUGAUCAGAAGAGGGAUAACAAAGUGACGUCUUAGAAGAGGAGGAAACGUCGACUUCAGGAUGGCACCAAGGGGGGUGGUGGUGGUGGGGAGGGAGUCGGGUGUGAAGCACUGCAGGGGUAGAGCGUUACAUCGGACGGACAGGCGAACGGACUCGCCAUCGCUGUGCCAGACGCAGGAGGUGGGGGUCACGUGUGUCGGAUACUGUAUUUUUAAAUGUCCUUUUUAAAAAACUAAAAAAGUGAAUAAAUAUUUUGAAUGGAAUGCUUUAUCGCGAUCAAAUUAAAAUAUUUACGAGCAUCAGUUGCUGAAGAGCUACACGGAGAUUGUAUGACUGACGAGAUGACUGUUUUUAACGUUUCUAUUUGCCAGACACCCAGAAUCCAUCGUUAAAUUAUUGAGCUGGCCGAGUAGAAUAGACGACACCAUCGUUCAGGCUAUGAAGAGUUGGGGGAGGCAGAAGCACAACAGUCGUGCGGCCAAACACUCUGGUCUUCAUCCUCAAGUGGAGUGAAGAGAAUCUAAAACACGUUAAACUCGUCGGCGUGGUGAAUAACGCCGGUGCAGGGCACGCGUGGGUGGGCAGCUGGAGGGUCCAAGCGGUGGGGUCUCUUGAGUCGGGAUCCAGUAACAAAUCGGCAGGACCCGUCGUCCCCGUGUUAAUAAAAUACACUUAACAAGCUGUUCAAUCCAAAUUCACCGAAUUACCUUUUUCUCUGAAUUGUAUUGGGCAACCUAAUGGCCGUCUAUAUGGGAGUGCUAAAUAUGACCACGGAGUUCACACGAGAAUGAAUAUGGGUUCAAAUCGACAGCAAGCCCAAAGACUACAGAUGUGACUGUGAGACCUUGACAGGACCGACUGGGUAUGAUGUGAGUUUCUGUAAUUAAACCUCAAUUAUGAACCCUUUCACAACUGGUGCCGUAGAUUCGCAGGACUGUCCUGAUAUUUCACGUGAGCAAAUGUGGAUUUUGUUUGCGGGACACACACUGUCUGCUGAAAUGUCCAUCUCCAAAAGAUUUAACGUCGCACAUUAAGCAAUUUUACCGAAACUCAAACGGACCCCAGUUUACCAAGCAGAAAAAGGGGCUGGCUUGCAGGGGGUGGCAUAAAGUUGAAAAACAGCUGUGCGAGGGUUAAGCCAACGCACGAUCGUAGUGCUUUGUAAUCAGGGGUCACAGAAUGUAGUUGCGUGAAGCCACUUGUCAGGCACCGCAUGGCCUGCUGCCGCGAUGCACCGUCACCUCAAGGGGAACUCGCAGUUCUGCCCUCCCCCGGGGCUCUGGUAGGAUCUGGGCGAGGGGGAACCUGAAGCGAUGGAAUGUUUCGCCGUUGGGAAAUCGCCAUAUGUAGCGAGCCUCUGGGCGAGGGAUUUCACGAGUGUCGUCGCAUGCGACACGGAGAAAUGGCCACAACCCUGGGGUCUUCUGGUCAACAGGGGAGCCCCACCCCCCUUUCAGUUAAUGCACUGCCUGGGCCACUUUCAGGCUGUCGAGCAUAAUCACUAAAGUCGUUUUGUCUCAUCUGGAUUUGUCACCCAAACCGCACAGACGUAGACAGAAAAUGGGGGGGCCUCGUAAAUUCACUUAAUGCAAAGUGACAAUUUCAUGAAGCGAGAUUAUAGUCGUGUAGCAUUCAGGACCUUUCAUUUCCCAAACACUGAAAUCGAUACGAGUGCACCACAGAACGUCACCAGUAAUGAACGUUGAUGUCGUGACCCUGUUUUUUUUUUAAGUCAAACAGCCACCACCACAUUCUGCGGGGCAGCAGAAGCACCUGGUGCUCUGCCGGCGGUAGCCAUGACGCAACCAAAAACCAUCGUCCCUCUCUUGAGUUGCUGCUUUAGUGUGGUUAACACACCCCGUGGGUAACAAACAGUCUUUAAUGCAAAUCACCGCUUCACGGUGGAGAUUCUGGCACUAAUGAGUGCACAAGAAGCCCAAACCCAGCCCCCCCUCCCGUUAAGAGCAUUAGUGCGAGCGCUGUUUUAAUAAACACAAUCAACUUGUAUAAAUAAAAGUCGUGUGCUUCCUCGCUUGUCUUUCUGGCCCUCACGAUCAAUCCAAGUCGCCGUCGAGCAGCAAAAUAAACUUGCAAAUCCUCACUCGUCAGCAGUAACCGACGUCGCCGCGACCGUCCACAGUGUUUUAGCCGGGCGGCGACGGUCUAGAACUGUCUUUUUUUUUUAAAUAAUAAAAUAAUGGAACCUGAAGAUGCGUGCGUGCAGUCGUGGCGUCGCGGGGAAAACGAGUGUUAAAUUGGGCUUGCACUGUACACGACGGGCAGUGUUCACUUGUGGACUAAAUGUGAAUAAAGACGAGGACUGUCGGCUUCUA